Molecule: messenger RNA, 457 nt
Organism: Drosophila gunungcola (fruit fly)
Lineage: Eukaryota; Metazoa; Arthropoda; Insecta; Diptera; Drosophilidae
Exons: 3
Coding region: 101-391 (96 amino acids)
Source: RefSeq, a predicted model, not a curated record
GAUCUGAAAAUAAAUCUGUAUUUUGGAGAUCAACCUCCCUAUAUAAAUACAACCUCACGGGUAUAAACGAGUCAGUUUUUGAAUCACACUUUGAUUAAAAAUGUUGAAAGCUUCGCUGCUUUUGGUGCUUUGCGUCCUACACUUCUCUAGUACUGAAGCUCAAUCGAAUCAACAAUACUGUGAGAAUGUGUACAUCGAUUGUCAACGAUUUGCACCCAGAAUAGGAAGUUUUGAUGAGACCAUUGACUCCUUUAAUCGACAUUGUCGUCGACAGCAUCAAAGAUGGAAAAAUGUGACUCGAUGUGAAAUGGAAAAAGCCACCUGCCUGUUGAUCUUACGGCGUUGUGGUGAUAUGACCUGCGGUAAUAUUGCCGAGACCUUGCAGCUGUAGUUUUGACAAAAAAUGAUUUCACGGAAAUUUAUUUUCUUUAUCAAUAAAUUAUGUUAACAAAAAUGA